Messenger RNA from Anopheles marshallii, 446 nucleotides. RefSeq names its product mobility group protein 1A (gene HmgD). The record is from RefSeq and is a predicted model, not a curated record. Gene Ontology annotation, molecular function: transcription cis-regulatory region binding. Lineage: Eukaryota; Metazoa; Arthropoda; Insecta; Diptera; Culicidae. The transcript has 2 exons. The coding region runs from base 1 to 336 and encodes 111 amino acids.
AUGGCUGAGAAACCAAAGCGUCCUCUAUCGGCUUAUAUGCUGUGGCUGAAUUCGGCCCGUGAACAGAUCAAAAAGGAAAAUCCUGGAAUUAAGGUCACAGAGAUCGCCAAGAAGGGUGGUGAGCUGUGGCGCGGAAUGAAGGACAAGAGCGAAUGGGAGUACAAGGCAGCCAAGAUGAAGGAUGAGUACAACAAACAGAUGCAAGAUUUCGAGCGAAACGGUGGCAGCAAGGACGCCGGAACCAAGAAAAAGAAAGGUGCAAAGAAAGUUGCCAAAAAGAGCAAAAAGAAGGAUUCGGAGGAUGAAGAUGACGAGUCUGGAGAUGAGAGCGACUGAACUAAUCACUAACCUUAAAAUAAUUAUUUUUAAUUUAUUGUGUAAAUGUUCGGGGCCUUACUUCAACUACAAAUCACCGCAUCUCUCUCUGUCUUUUACACACGAAAACA